Molecule: messenger RNA, 3573 nt
Organism: Lycium ferocissimum
Lineage: Eukaryota; Viridiplantae; Streptophyta; Magnoliopsida; Solanales; Solanaceae
Product: nucleobase-ascorbate transporter 12
Exons: 10
Coding region: 974-3121 (715 amino acids)
Biological process (GO): transmembrane transport
Cellular component (GO): plasma membrane
Molecular function (GO): transmembrane transporter activity
Source: RefSeq, a predicted model, not a curated record
CUCAAUCCUCUUUCUCUCUCUAGAAAUCUAGUUAACUCCACCACUCUUAACAAUUCUCACUCUCACACUUCUAUAUUUCUCUCUCACACACAUACACCCUCACUGUGUGUAAAAAGUACCAUUCUUUAGUACCCCCUAGUCCAUUGCUUUGUGUGUCUCUGUAUGUGUUCUUGAAAUUAUCAAAUACUAGCCAGAAGUUAGAACCAACUCACAUUUUGGACACCCAUUUGGAUUUUUUUUUUUUUAAUGUGUGUGUGUGUUUUUGGUGUUCUUGAAAUUACCAAAACUGACCCAAGUUGAAAAACCCUAACCAGAACUUAGAUCCAACUCACAUUUUCGAACACCCAUUUGGCUAAAACUUAGUUCUUUGGACAGUUGAAUGUAGUUUAUUGAGCUAUACAUUAUCUUUCUCACACAGAAACACCCACACUCUGUGUAAAGUACCAUUAUUACUUCAUUUCUUUGUGUGUGUUUUUUAGGUGUUCUUGAAGUUAUCAAAACUGACCCAUUUGAAAAACCCUAACCAGAACUUAGAUCCAACUCACAUUUUGGACACCCAUUUGGCUAAAAAUCUCUACUUGGUAUAGUUUAGUAGUAGUUUUAUUAAGAAAAUUCACAUUUUAAACACCCAUUUGGGUAAAAACUCGUUCUUGGUAUAGUUUAGUAGUAGUUUUAUUGAGAAAAUUCACAUUUUGGACACCCAUUUGGCUAAAAACUCGUUCUUGGUAUAGUUUAGUAGUAGUUUUAUUGAGAAAAUUCACAUUUUGGACACCCAUUUUGCUAAAAACUAGUUCUUGGUAUAGUUUAGUAGUAGUUUUAUUGAGAAAAUUCACAUUUUGGACACCCAUUUGGCUAAAAAAUCUGUUCUUGUAUUGUUUUAGUUCACAUUUUGGACACCCAUUUGGCUAAAAAUCUGUUCUUGGAUAGUUUAGUAGUUUAUUGAGCUAUGCAUUCAUAGGGUUAAACCAAAAAAAUGGCUAGCUCUGACCCGAAUAAGCGUCCUCGACCCGGUCCAUGGCCACCCGCACCGGAAUCAUCAGCAAUGCCACCAUCUUCUUGGGCAAAGAAAACCGGGUUUCGCCCUAAAUUCUCUGGUGAGACAAAUGCUAGUGAUUCUGGGCAAAUUGGGAUAACCCCACAGCCUCAACAGAACUCGACCCGGAGAAGAAACUCCGACCCGAAUUUGGAUCUUGAAGCGGGUCGGGCUAGGCCACCUAGACAGGAGAAGGCGAAUGGCGAAACAACGGGUGAGAAAGAUAAGCCUGUGAGGAAAAGGAGAGAAUCUGAUGGUGGUGGUGUGCCUAAGAGUACUAAUGGACAAGCAGUAGGUACUACCACUGAUACUGCUGGUACUACUACUACUGCAGCUGCGGCGGGUACUACUGCAGCUACUGCAGCUGCUGCGGGGACUCGAAGAGCUUCCAGGAAUAAUGAAGAGGCUGUGGAUGUGUUGCCACAAAUAGUUGAUGAUGAUGGUUUUAUGUCUAGGCAUUCACAUAUGAAGUAUGAGCUUAGAGAUUCUCCUGGUCUUGUUCCUAUUGGACUCUAUGGUUUUCAACAUUAUCUAUCAAUGUUGGGGUCGUUGAUACUAGUUCCGCUAGUGAUAGUUCCAGCAAUGGGUGGUAACUAUGAGGAUACAUCAAAUGUUGUCUCCACUGUGCUCAUUGUGUCAGGAGUGACAACGCUGUUGCAUACGUUCUUUGGCUCGAGGUUGCCUCUAAUACAGGGCCCUUCAUUUGUUUAUCUUGCUCCUGCUCUUGCAAUAAUUCACUCCCCAGAGUUCUUGGGAUUGAAUGGAAAUAAUUUCAAGCAUAUCAUGAAAGAGUUGCAGGGAGCUAUAAUAAUUUCUUCAGCUUUUCAAGCAAUUCUUGGAUACAGUGGGUUGAUGUCAGUAUUAGUGAGGUUGAUCAAUCCUGUGGUUGUGGCUCCUACUGUUGCUGCUGUUGGACUUUCAUUCUACAGUUAUGGUUUCCCACAAAUUGGUACAUGCCUUGAAAUUGGAGCAGUGCAGAUAUUGUUAGUUAUUAUUUUCUCUCUUUACCUUCGUAAGAUAUCUGUCUUUGGUCAUCGAGUGUUUCUCAUCUACGCGGUUCCCUUGGGACUAGCAAUAACAUGGGCUGUAGCUUUCCUUCUGACCCAAGUGGGAGUAUAUAAUUAUAAAAGCUGUGAUGUGAAUGUACCAGUAUCAAAUAUAAUUUCCGACCACUGCAGAAAGAAUAUCCCUAGGAUGAAGCACUGUCGUGUUGAUGCUUCACAUGCAUUAAGAUCUGCUCCGUGGUUUAGAUUCCCUUAUCCGUUGCAAUGGGGUGUGCCUGUCUUCAGCUGGAAAAUGGCUCUAGUAAUGUGUGUGGUAUCCAUAAUUUCAUCUGUCGAUUCGGUUGGGUCAUAUCAUGCAUCAUCAUUGUUGGUUGCAUCCAGACCGCCAACACCUGGUGUUUUAAGUCGAGGAAUUGGUCUGGAAGGUCUUUGUAGCCUCUUGGCUGGUCUAUGGGGCACAGGAACUGGUUCUGCAACUUUAACUGAAAAUGUGCACACGAUUGCUGUUACCAAAAUGGGAAGCCGCAGAGCGAUCGGAGUGGGGGCAUGUGUUUUAAUUGCCCUUUCUUUGAUAGGUAAAGUAGGAGGCUUUAUUGCAUCAAUACCAGAUGUCAUCGUCGCAGGCCUAUUAUGUUUUAUGUGGACAAUGCUUACCGCUCUCGGCUUGUCAAAUUUACGCUAUAGUGAAGCAGGAAGCUCAAGGAACAUUAUCAUAGUUGGCCUAUCUUUAUUCCUAUCCCUUUCUGUACCAGCCUACUUCCAGCAGUAUGGCAUCUCUCCGAACAGCAACUUGCCAGUUCCGAGUUAUUUUCAACCAUAUGUCGUGGCUUCUCACGGUCCGAUCCAAACCAGUUUUGGAGGGCUAAACUACGUUUUGAAUACAUUGUUAUCACUUCACAUGGUGAUAGCAUUCUUGGUAGCUGUGAUCCUCGACAACACCGUGCCAGGCGGUCGACAGGAGCGUGGGGUCUACGUUUGGUCUGAUCCCGAGACAGCAAAAAGAGAGUCAGCUGUAGCCAAAGACUACAGGUUGCCAUUCCGAGUUGGCAAACUCUUCAGAUGGGUGAAAUGGGUUGGACUAUAAUGCCCGUUGCUCUAGUGUUAGCCAGCAACAUUUUUUACAAGCUCCUCAGGGAAGUCUCGCGGGAAAAAUCAAUAUGACCUUAAAAAGAGUGUCUCACAUUCACGAGGCAAUGCGUAAAUUAUGACUUCUCCACACGAUGUGAGUUGGUCGAAAGAGUAGUUGUUAUAGAGAGGAGAUACUUAUGUACAUUUUGAGGACUUGGGGGCAUUUUGUGUAAUAUGUUUGUAUAAACUGUAUGUAGUUUAGCUGAAAUGUCCAGGUGGACCUAUUUCUCUGUUUUUUUUGUUUGUUUUGGCUUUCUGCAGCGUAGAGAGAUUUGUUUGGGUUAAUUCAGCUAUAUGAGCUUGAAAGAGGGUUAAUUUGGAGCCAUGUAUGUAUCAUAUGAGAUUAAUAUUAUUCUUUUUGUUACACUAAUGUGAGUUGAAACUCUGGAAAAUAGUGUUUAAUCAUCA